CGACACUAGUCAUCACAGAGCGCCAUGGCACAGACACUAGCGGAAGCCUUCAAGCAAGGAGCAGACAAGUCAGCAAAUGGCCUAGCUGUGAUCAUUCCGAAUGGCGGCCCUCAAUUCACCUACAAGCAACUUCAAGCGGUUGUAGAUGAUUUUCAGCAGCAGGUUGCUGACAUUGGUCUCAGUCAAGGUGACGCCGUGUCUAUGGCCCUGCCGAAUGGUUUGGAGUUCACGGUGGCCUUUUUGGGUUCAUGUGCGCAACGUGGUAUCGCUGCACCACUCAAUCCUGCAUACAAGAAGGCCGAGUAUGAAUUUUACAUUGACGACUUGAAGUCGAAGCUCGUCUUGGUUCCUCGUGGCUUUGUUGCAAAGGACGACGCUGCAGUACAGGCGGCCAACAAGUUUGGCGUUGCAGUUGCUGAGGUAUACUGGGAUGGUCGACAUGUUCAGGUUGAUUUGAAGACAAAGGGCAAAUUUGAGGGUCGCAAGAAGUCCAUCAACAAGCCCCAUGGAGAUGAUAUUGGCCUGGUUGUACACACGUCUGGUACCACGGGCCGUCCCAAAGCGGUGCCUCUUCUGCAGCGUAACUUGACGAGGACCAUGACCAAUAUUGUCAAUACCUACAAGUUGACGCCUGAAGACCGCACAUUGCUUGUGAUGCCCCUCUUCCAUGUCCAUGGACUACUUUGUGGUCUCCUUGCCACAUUUCUAGCCGGUGCCUCGGCCAUUAUUCCCGACAAGUUCUCAGCCGGUACCUUUUGGCGUGACUUUACAGAGCACAAGGCCAAUUGGUACACAGCUGUACCGACUAUGCAUCAAAUCUUGCUGCGAACAGCGCUUCCAAAGACACUUCCCAAGAUUCGCUUCAUUCGCAGUUGUUCAUCGGCCCUGGCACCUUCAACACUGCACGAGCUGGAAAAGACAUUCAAAGCUCCCGUUCUUGAAGCCUAUGCCAUGUCAGAAGCUGCGCAUCAAAUGACAAGUAACCCACUACCGCCACUUUCCCGUAAACCCGGUAGUGUGGGUAUCGGCCAAGGUGUCGAAGUUGCCAUCCUGGAUCUUGCUGGCAAAGUACUGUCUGUUGGUCAGGAAGGUGAGAUUUCCAUUCGUGGAGCCAAUGUCACACCUGGUUACAUGAAUAACGAUAAGGCAAACAAGGAAUCUUUUACGGCUGAGGGAUGGUUCAGGACUGGUGAUCAAGGUAAGCUUGACAAUGAAGGCUAUGUCUUCAUCACAGGUCGCAUCAAGGAACUCAUCAACCGCGGUGGAGAGAAGAUUUCGCCGAUUGAACUAGAUGGAGCAUUGCUUUCCCAUCCUGCCGUUGGCGAAGCAGUAGCAUUUGGCAUUCCAUCGGACUUUUAUGGUCAAGAAGUGGCAGCUGUUGUGGUUCUCAAGGAUGGCCAGAAGGCCACUGAGAAGGACUUGCAGGCGUUCAUGACUGAAAAGGUUGCCAAGUUCAAAGUGCCAAAGGUGAUUUACUUUACAGAUGCGAUUCCCAAGACUGGAAGCGGCAAGAUUCAACGACGUGUGGUUGCUGAGAAGAUGCACAAGCCGACCAAGUCGAAGUUGUAGGUUUCUUAGGCUUUUCUGGGAUAUAUAGGGCAUCUCUGCUGUAUCAAUUGUCAGUUCAUAGACUCCGCCCUGGCCAUGGAGAGUCGCCGUCUUGAAAGUUGAACUUCAACCGUGACGCACAAACAAACCACAGAAUAAACUACAGACUACCUGACCAUGACGGCCCAAGGAAAGCGCAAGAAGCAGAGCACAGCAUCAUCCGUCAAGGACAUUCCAGAUGAUACAGCAACCAUUGCCAGCAAUUUCUCCGAUGACGGCCACGAAAGCGCCCGCAAGCGACUCAAGCAAGCGACCCAUGAAGAAAUCAAAGCGGCUGUGCAGAACGUGACAAACGCUACACCGAAUAAUGGACCAGUGACGGAGCAGGCAGAGCGAUGGUAUCACAUUAAUGACCCACCCACCGAUCGUCCUGUUCGUGUAUACGCAGACGGCGUCUUUGACUUAUUCCACCUUGGG
Messenger RNA from Protomyces lactucae-debilis, 2025 nucleotides. RefSeq lists its product as uncharacterized. Gene Ontology annotation, biological process: fatty acid metabolic process. The coding region runs from base 25 to 1569 and encodes 514 amino acids. The transcript is spliced from 2 exons. The record is from RefSeq and is a predicted model, not a curated record. Gene Ontology annotation, molecular function: medium-chain fatty acid-CoA ligase activity. NCBI's taxonomy places the organism in Eukaryota, Fungi, Ascomycota, Taphrinomycetes, Taphrinales, Protomycetaceae.